Molecule: messenger RNA, 2166 nt
Organism: Trametes versicolor FP-101664 SS1
Lineage: Eukaryota; Fungi; Basidiomycota; Agaricomycetes; Polyporales; Polyporaceae
Exons: 25
Coding region: 1-2166 (721 amino acids)
Molecular function (GO): protein binding
Source: RefSeq, a predicted model, not a curated record
AUGAAUGCUGUUUUGGAUACCUUCAGCCAAGGGACAACAAAAUCACUCGGUGGACCCUCUGCUAUAGCGAUUCCGGACCCUCGUCUCUUGGAUGACUAUGACGACACGGCAUCCAAGUUCCCGGCUGAAACUGCGCUGGAUUAUCGCUUUGAGGUUGAAAAACAACUACUUUGGGGCGUAGAUCCGCUGGACACCUACACUGGCACGCUCUCGUGUCGCAUAUCGGACGCUGGAACAAGUGGUCUAGGCGUGUACGCAACGUCUUCGAUAACACGGGGCCAGGUUCUGGUCCGCGAAAUACCUCUCCUCAUUUAUCCGCAACUUCUGCCGUAUCGUGCUAGCUCCGGUCGUCACUACGCCGAGCUCGAGGAUGCGCUUGAGCUUCUAUCGCCGCAGAGGCGUGCAGCAUUCUUCAGCCUUGCGAACUGCCAUCCUCUAGAUCCCUCUGUCGCCAAAUCUAUCAUUGACACCAAUUCGCUUCACAUCGGCAAGCUCCCUGGCGGCGUGUACCAGUAUGGCGCCGUAUGCGUAGAUAUUUCUAGGAUCAACCAUAGUUGCUCUCCUAAUGCCGUCUACCGUUUCGAGCCGGCGACCCUCACUUUCGAAGUCCGAGCCCUCUCGCCCAUUCCUUCGGGCGCACAAGUCUUCAUCUCUUACAUCGACCCCGCCCUCCCUCGCGCCAAACGUCAGGAAGCACUCUCUUCGUAUGGAUUCACCUGUGCAUGCACGGCGUGCGCCCUCACCGGCCCCGCCCUCUCCCAAAGCGAAACACGACGUGCGAUGAUAGCCCGCGCCGACUCGGACGUAGGCUCGCGCGAUGCGGCUCUAGAGCUCUGGGCGCGAACCCCGAGUAUCCUGGACGACUUCGUCAACCGCGUCGACAAGAUGUACAUGGAUAUGUUCGACAACGAGGAGCUCUACUACGAGCCCGUUUGGGAGGCGUUCGCCGUCCGGCUUUGCAAAGCCUGUUGUGCGCUCGAAGACGGCGAUGGAGCGCGGAAGUGGGCGCGCUUGGCUGCGGAACUCAAUACCGCGUAUACCGGGAGCAGUCGAGGGUGGGCCGCGGUUGCCGUUGCUCCGGAGCGUGAUUCGAUAUUCGCCCCUGAGGAACACACGGUCUUAUGGAGCAAGUAUGAAUCAGUUACCAAGCACCUCGCCCCAAUCAUGGCACCCUCUCUCAACCUGAACAAUCUGCCUGCCGAUACACUCACAGCGUUUUCGGCGUACGAUAGUUCACUCGCUGCCCUUCUUUUUGGCUGUUUAUUCGGCUCCAUGCUCUAUGCGUUGAUGCUUCACCAAACGUACCGGUAUUAUCGAAUGUACCCCCACGACAGAUGGGUGUUGAAGAGCUUGGUCCUCGUUAUCGUUCUUAUGGAGACAUUCCAUACGGUCCUAUGGAUCCUCAGCACUUACCACUAUCUCGUCACCGAAUUCCUCAACCCCUUCGCCGUCAUCAGAACCCAUUGGACAAUCAAGCUCUCGAUACCAGUCACGACUAUCACGGUGAUGUUCAGCCAGAGCUUCUACGCCGGCAGGGUCUACUAUAUCGGCCCCCAGCCCAAGUACAGGCUCCUUGUUGCCGCAGCGGUCUUUGUCAUGCUGCUGUACCUCGGAUGGAGCUUCGCCGCCACCGUCGAACUCUGGCGUGCCACGACCAUCUUCGAUUGGUCACACUGGACUUGGAUGGUCUCGGUCGGGUACGGCCUCGGCUUGCUGUGCGAUCUGAUUACUACCUUAGCCCUCAUCUUCGUACUGCGACGUAGCCGCACGGGCGUGAAACGGACUGAUACCGUUAUCGAUGCGCUCAUGCUGUACACUAUCAAUACCGGACUGCUAACCACCAUCUUCGGUUUACUCACCUUCAUCUUCGCCGUGGUCUCCCCAGACACCGCCAUCUAUGCAGGGUUCACCAUCCCUGGAAUCAAAUUGUACUCCAACUCUGUGCUGGCCACACUGACCUCGCGUCGCGCCCUGUCAGAGCGUAUGACGCGCGGCCUUGAGGCCUGCUCACAGGAACAGGAGCGUGGCACGCGCCUACAAUCCGUGGACACUGUGCUCGAGACAUGGAGCGUCCGACAGGGUUCCGUUACGUGGCCAGACACGAUGAACUCUGCGAGAAGUGUGGGAACCCACGAGGAAAGCGCCGAGCCCCCUUCCGCACGCUGA